AUGAGGUUUACUAUUCUAUCUUUCAAAGAAAAAUAUGAAAAAUCAGAUGCUAAUUUGGAAGAAGAAAAGUGUUCUUGCAAUUUCGCAAACAAGAAUUCAGGAAUGGCUAAGACAAGGAGUAUGACUAGAAACCAUAAUCAUGAUGAUGAUGCAUCAUCAUCAUCAAGCAGGAAGAGGUUCAAGACUUUUGACAAGGGUGGUGUGGCACCUUGGUCAAAUCUUAACCAUGAUGUGCUUUUUUUAGUUAUGAUGGAACUAGGAAUGGUUGAUUUUCUUGCAUUCGGUGGAGUUUGCAAGUCUUGGAGGUCAUUUGCAGUAUCUAACAAGAACAUGUUUAUGGCAUCUAAACCACCCAUGAAGACAUGUAUCGACCCCCAUGAUAAUAACAAAGACUUCUAUUUUUACAUGGAGGAUUUCCAAGGAAGAAGGUUCAAAACAAUCAUUCCCCAUUCUGCUGCAGGUAAACGAGGAUGGAAUCAUGUCUCUUGCACUCAUCCCAUUGACUCGCCUCUCGCCAUUGUUGAUUUACAUGUUUUUAAGGGGAAGAUAUAUACCCUACAGUCUGAUUUUUCUUUAGCUGAAUUGAGACUCGAUCCGAAUCAGGAGCAAAAAUGGACAUUACUAGAAAUCAACAAUUUCCCGAAGCCGGAUCUGUUACAUCUGGAGCUUGUAAGUUCGGGUGAAAACCUUUAUGUGAUAAGUCGCAUUUCAGCAUUGAACAAGGUUAUGGAACUAGAUUUUGUCAAAAUGAAAUGGGUGAAGCCAGAAAAGAUAAUAAGAGAAUAUGUAUUCUUUCAUAGCCGGUUGAAGUCUUCUGCUGCUAUUAAACGGACACAAUACAAGAGCUAUGAUUACUUCAAUGGCACUGCUGAACGUCAACAACGCAUGCUAUUUUAUGCUACGAUGUGGUACUUCCCCCAUGAUUGUUUGAAUGUUAAUCUCUUAGAUGAUUGA
Molecule: messenger RNA, 954 nt
Organism: Lactuca virosa
Lineage: Eukaryota; Viridiplantae; Streptophyta; Magnoliopsida; Asterales; Asteraceae
Source: the annotation of a GenBank genome assembly